AUGACUAAUAUUUAUCCUUUCAACACAACAUGCACUCAUUUAUCAUUGAGUGUGUGUCCAUGUCCCAUAUCAAAAACACACGCCUAUCAUAUUGGAAGAAGAGAGUGGGGUUACACAACAAAACUAGUCCUAUAUGAUGAUCCAUGGAAAAUCAAGAAAGUGCUUCAAGUGAGUGAUCUUGAAGAUAAGCUAUUGUUGGCUAAAGAUUUGGCUGAAGAAUUGGUGUUGCCUGUGUUGGAUGCUGGUGCUGAUCUUGAAAGAGGAAGUUUUGUUAGGGUUUAUGAUUUUGACACUGAUACAAUGCAUGUGUUGACUCUCAAGAAAUGUGUUUCUUCAGGAAACUAUGGUUUUUUUGACAAGUGGGUUUAUGACUUUGUUGUAAGAAGGGGGUUGAAGAAAGAUGAUGAAAUUGGGUUCCAUUGGGAUUCUUAUAAGAAACACUUCGAUUUUUCUGUUUUGUUUAGGACUGUUAGAAUAUAG
Molecule: messenger RNA, 480 nt
Organism: Vicia faba (fava bean)
Lineage: Eukaryota; Viridiplantae; Streptophyta; Magnoliopsida; Fabales; Fabaceae
Source: the annotation of a GenBank genome assembly